AUGGAUUGUCCUGGUAAUGGAGAAUUUUGUAACAGAGUAACUGGAAAAUGUGAAUGUGUUGAUCGUUUUGUGGAAGUUGAUUGGCGGUGUCUUCCCGGAAUUCCUCCAGGAGAUUUUGGUUGUAUAGAUUCUCGUCAAUGUUCAAUUUUCUUUUCAACAGCAACUUGUUCCGGAGAAGGAAAAUGUCAUUGUCCGGAAGGGAUGGUACCUAAACGGGGAACUUGUCUUCAAGAAAUUAGCGGUAAUGGAACAAAUAAAUUCCGGAAAAACAUUCCGGACGUUAAAACAAUGUUUUGUUUAGACCGAACAUUUUGGAAAACAAAGUAG
Messenger RNA from Meloidogyne enterolobii, 327 nucleotides. The record is from the annotation of a GenBank genome assembly. NCBI's taxonomy places the organism in Eukaryota, Metazoa, Nematoda, Chromadorea, Rhabditida, Meloidogynidae.